Callithrix jacchus (white-tufted-ear marmoset) is the source of this 5297-nucleotide messenger RNA. RefSeq names its product histone H2A-Bbd type 2/3-like. NCBI's taxonomy places the organism in Eukaryota, Metazoa, Chordata, Mammalia, Primates, Cebidae. Gene Ontology annotation, cellular component: nucleosome. The record is from RefSeq and is a predicted model, not a curated record. Gene Ontology annotation, molecular function: DNA binding; structural constituent of chromatin; protein heterodimerization activity.
CCCAGGCUGGAGCGCCAUGGCGCGAUCUCGGCUCACCGCAACCUCCGCCUCCUGGGUUCAAGCAAUUCUCCUGCCUCAGCCUCCCGAGUAGCUGGGAUUACAGGCACGCGCCACCAUGCCCAGCUAAUUUUUUGUAUUUGUAGUAGAGACAGGGUUUCACCAUGUUGACCAGGAUGGUCUCGAUCUCUUGACCUUGUGAUCCACCUGCCUCGACCUCCCAAAGUGCUGGGAUUACAGGCGUGAGCCACUGCACCCGGCCCAAAAUACUUCUAUUAAUGUGUUCCCACAGCACUUUCUUAGUCCAUCUGCGUUGCUAUAAAGGAAUGCCUGAGGCUGGGUAAUUUAUAAAGAAAAGAUGUUUAUUUGGCUCAUGGUUCUGCAGGCUAUAUAGGAAACAUGGUGCUGGCAUCUGCUUGGUUUCUGGUGACAGGGUCAGGCUGCUUCCACUCGUGGCAGAAGGUGAAGAGGAGCCAACAAGUGUAGAGAUCACAUGGUGAGAGAGGAAUCGAGGUGGGGGGGGACGGUGGUGCUACACUCUUUUUAACAACCAGUUCUUGUGGGAAUGAAUCUAGUGAGAACUCACUCAUUACUGCGAGGCUGGCACCAAGCCAUUCAUGAAGGAUCCACCCCAUGACCCAAACACCUUCCAUUAGACCCCGCCUCCCAACACUGGGUAUCAAAUUUCCACGUGAGAUUUGGAGGGGUCAAACAAACCAAACUAUAACCAGCACCUUGAACUUCCCCUCUCAUAGCACUUAUCACAGUAUAGUGUUGUAAUUGUCUGGUUCCUUGUCUGUACGUUCCACCAGACUGCAUGCAGGGACCUAAUCUGUAUUUCUCAUCGGUGUUGUCUCAAUGCUUAACACAGUAUGCCUGGCAGUACCCUUCAAUAUUUUUUUGAAGAAUGAGCAAAUGAAUUAUCGUGUCUCCAGCUAGGUUUGCCAAUAUGACUAAUAUGUAGUGUAGUGAGUGCCUGCGAUGUGCCAUUUUACUACCUAAUCUUUGUAUGGACUCUGUCCCCUAGUCUUACCUACCAACGCCAUUGUCUUAGUUGAGACAUCUGUCAUUUCUUCACUGGCAUAAGAUAGCUUGUAAUUCCAAUCUCAGUCCUCUCUGUUCUAUUCUCCACACACAAUCCUCUCUGUUCUAUUCUCAACACAGCUUCCAGAGCGAUCUUUCUAGAGGCAAAUCAGGCCAUGUCACUCCCAAGCUGAAAGACCACAGUGGGUUCAGUGUAGCCUACAUGGUAUUCUAAAACUUGAGCAUGGCAUAACAGAACCUCCAUGUCUCCGAGGUUGUUCAAGCUUGUACUCACUCUUCAAGCUCCUGCCUACCUCUUUCCCAGCACACCAACCACUACUAGUCCAUUGGCAUCUUACUCUCCAGGCUUAAUGAAUUGAUUGCAACUCCCCUCCUCCCACCAGUGCCUUGGCUUCUCUCAUCAUGCUACAGAUUCUUUAACACACACAUUGUCCUCCAAGAAGCUUGCCAGAUCCAUUCCUAUUGUUUCAACAAAAUGUUUAUUGACCAUCCUUUAUACACUAUGACCAAAUAGGAAUUAUCCCACAAACGUAAGGUUGGUUCAACAUGUGAAAAUUAAUUUAUAUAAUAAAUCAUAUUAACAGAAUGCAUGGUGGCGGUGGAGCGGGGCGAGAAACUCAUGGUCAUCUUAAUCACGUACAAAAAGGAGCACUUAACAAAACACAAUACCUUUUGGUGAAAAUAAGUUCAACAAACCAGGAAUAGAAAGAAACCUCUUCAACCUGAUAAAGGGCAUCCAUGAAAAACCCAGAGAAAAUAUCAUAUUUGAUGGUGAAAGACUGGCUGAUUUCCCCCUAAGAUCAGGAAUGAGUCCAUCAAAAGAAACUGAGAUGAUUUGACUCUGUGUGCCCAGCCAAAUCUCAUGCUACAGAUUCUUUAACACACACAUUGUCCUCCAAGAAGCUUGUCAGAUCCAUUCCUGUUGUUUCAACAAAAUGUUUAUUGACCAUCCUUUAUACACUAUGACCAAAUAGUAAUUAUCCCACAAUAAUUAACAGAAUGCAUGGUGGCAGUGGGGCAAUGAAUAACCUGAAAAUAAGAUUGAGGAAAUCAUUUAUCUUACAGUAGCAUUGAAAUAAUAAAAUACAGAGGAAUAAAUUUAACAAAAGCUGUACAAGACAUAGAGUCUGAAAAUUACAAGACAUUGCUAAAAUAAAUUAAACAAGACCUAAAUAAACUGCAAGGCGUUUUGUGUUAAGGAUUGGAGCACAUAAUAUUAUUAAGAUGCCCAUAAUCUCCAAGGCAAUAUACAGAUUCAUCGUGAUGCCUGUCAGAAUCCAACUUGCUUUCUUUGUAAAAAUUGACAAGCUAAUCCUAAAAUUCUUAUGAAAAUGUAAGGGACCCAGAUAGCCCAAAGAAUCUCAUAAAAGAUAAAAUUUAAAGGACUCACACUCCCAAUUUCAAAACGUACUACAAGGCUAAACUAAUCCAAAAAGGGUGGUACUGGCAUCACGAUAGAUAUAUUAAGUCAAUGUUACAGAACUCGGGGUCAGAAAUAAACCCAUAUGUUUAUGCAUAGUUCAUUUUCAAUAAGAGUGCUAGCACCACUCAAUGGGCAGGGAUGGGGGGUGGCGGGGAACAAUAAUCCCUUCAACAAAUUGUGCUAGGACAACUGCAUAGCCAAAUGCAAAAGAAUGCCCCGGACCUCCACCUCACACCGUGUAAAAAAUUAAUUCAAAAUGGAUCACAGGUCUAAAUGUAAGGGCUGAAACUGUAAGACUCUUAGAAGAAAAUAGAGAUGUAACUUUCCAGGACCUUGGAUUAGGCAACAGUUCCUUCCGUAUGAAACCAAAGGGACAGCCACAGACAUUUUUUACAUUUGGCAAAUUGGACUACAUCCAAAUUAAAAUCUUUUGGGCAAGAAAGGGUACUAUCCAGAAAGUGAAUGGGAGAAACAUGUGCAAAUCACAUAUCCGAUAAGAGUCUAUUUUCAAGAAUAUAUAAAUAAGUUUUAGAACCCCGCAGCCAAAAUACAAUCAACCAGAUUUAAAAAAGGGGCAAUGGGCUUGAGUAGACAUUCCUCCAAAGUAGAGGUACAAAAGGCAAAGAAGCACAUGAAAAGAUGUCUUAGUGUGUUUUCUGUUGCUAUAGUUGAAUACCUGACACUGAACAAUUUAUAAGGAAGAGAAAUUUAUUUCUUACCGUUCUGGGGACUGGGAAGUGCCUCAGCAUCUGGUGAUGGCAGGGGAUAUCAGGUGGUCAGAGGGCAAGAGCAUGUAUGUCGUUUCAGGCCUCUUUUCCUAUUCUUAUAAAGCCACCAGUCCCAUUAUGGGGGUCUCACCCCGACGACCUUAUCUAAUCCCAAUUACCGUCUGAAAGGCUGCGUCUCCAAUGCCAAAUGUGGGUGAAGGGGAGAAGAAAAGAAAGCACACUGCCAUGUGUGUACCUACGCAACUGUCUUGCAUGCUCUGCUCAUGUACCCCAAAACCUAUAAUCCAAUAAAAAAUUAAAAAAAAAAAAAGUUUCCAACACACAGAAUUUGGGGGACACACUCAAGCCAUAGCAACAUCAUUAGCCAUUUGGGAAAUGCAAAUGAAAACCACCAUGAGAUAGCGCUUCACACCCACUAGGAUGGCUAUUAUAAAUGAAACAAAAUGAGGCAAACAGAAAACAAGUUUUGAUGAUGUGAAGAAACUGGGACUCUCAUGCACUACUGUUGGGAAUGCGAACGAUUACAGCUGCUGUGGAAAUCAGUUUGGUGGUUCCUCAAUAAGUUAAACAGAAUUACCAUAUGAAGCAGCAGGUUGGCUCCUAGAAAUAGACCCAAAAGAACUGAAAACAGGUAUUCAAACAAAAACUUGUACAGAGAUGGUCAUGGCAGUGCUAUUCACAAUAGCCAGAGGGGGAAAUAACUUGUCUAUCACCUGAUGAGUGGAUAAACAAAAUGUGGCCUAUCUAUACAACGGAAUAUUAUUCAUUCAUUCAAAGGCAGGAAGAACUGAUUCACGCCUCUACAUGGAUGAACCCUGAUGAAAACAUUACGCUAAGUGAAAGCGGCCAGACACACAAGGCCUCCCAUUUGGUUGUAUGAUUCCAUCUACAGGAAAUCUCCAAAACAGGCAAACCUCUAUGGACAGAAAGCAGAUUGGUUAGUGGUUGCAAGGGGACUAUCGGGAACGUGUGUAUGUGGCGGGGGCGGCGGUAGCGGACGUGUGGAAGGAGGCGUGUGGUGAGUGACCGCUUACAGGUACAGGGGUUUCGGUUACUCUUCUGGGUGUUGAAACUGUUUUGGAACCAGGUGGUUGCGACGGGUCUGCAACAUUGUGAAGGAGCCGUACCCAGCAUCCUCCCCUGGGCCGUCCCUUUGUCUUUCUCCCAACCAGUAGAAAGGGAGAGUUCCCCCACUGGCGCAGAGAGGGUCACCAGCGGGAUGCCCCCUCCCCGCCCCACUCCGCACCCACCCCGGGCCUCCAGCCGCUUCCAGGCCCGGGCCUGCUCCCUCGGGGCCAAUGGGAAGGCUGUGAGGUCACCUGAUGGGCGUGCCCUCCAGCCUCUUCCAGGCCCAGGCCUGCUCCCUCGGGGCCAAUGGGAAGGAGGUGACGUCACCUGAUGGGCGUGUCCCUGGUGAGGCCGUGGCCACGUGGGAGCGAGGCCGUCACCAUGUGGUGACGUGGUGGCACGAGGAUGUGCGUGCCCAUGGGACUGGGCUCCCCAGCCAAUGAGGGGCUGGGCCCUGGUCGCUAAGAUACACGGUACUGGACGCGAUAACGGUCAUCUUGAGAGGCAUCUUGUCGUGCUAGAGCAAGCCGAGCCGAGAUAGGGCACCCAACACCCAGCAUGUUGGGGAGGAGGAGCCGUCGAGGGUCCUCUGGUGCUGGCGGCCGGGGGCAUACCCUCUCUCGCACCGCCCGAGGGGAGCUUUUGUUUUCUGUGAGCGAGGUGGAGCGUAGUCUACAGGAAGGCCAGUGCGCCCAGCGCCUGAGUCCCUCUGCGCCAGUCUUCCUCGCUGCCGUGAUUCAGUACCUGACGGCCCAGAUCCUGGAGCUGGCGGGCAAGGAGGCCCACAACAACGGAGAGAGGACCAUCACUCCACAGCCGCUGGACAUGGCGGUUCACGACAACGCGCUGCUGAGCACCCUCUUUGACACAACAACCGUCUCUCAAGUGGUUCCCGGCCGGGACUAGCUGCUGACGACGCACGACUUCUGGGACCUGGCAGGUCCACUCGUCCACCCACCCAGCCCCAAAUCCCCCAGCCCCCAAACCACCCCCUGUUUCCACCGGCCCCGAGGUCUCUUGGGCCUUCAUUCAUUAAU